AUGGUCGACGAAAGAGUGAAACUGUGUGAUGAAUGUGCAUUUCAAUGUUCCAUAUGUUACAAUGAGAUCAAUGAUCAAAAGAAUGUCUGUGAAAUCGAAUCCUGUCACUGUCAAUUCUGUACAGAGUGUGUUCGCCAUUAUUGUUCCAGUCAAGUAAAUACCGCAUUAGUGCCGAUCCAAUGUCCGAACAGUGAAUGUGACCAACAGUUAACAUUGAAUGAGCUCUGUACACUGUUAACCGAUGCACAGUUUCAAUUGUAUAGAAAACUCUUACUCGAUCACGAAGUAACUAACGAUCCGCAUCGUCUGUUCUGUCCGCACGUCGAUUGUGGUAACAUAAUAACGAUAAUCGACGAAAGAAAAAUCAACAGAGAACAUCCGACAACUUGUUCAAAAUGUAAGACAACAUUUUGUUUAAAGUGUCGUUCUCAAUGGCAUCCAAACGAACAUUGCUCGGAUCUACUUACGCCAUACGAAAUGGAGCCUGAUUCGAACAUAAAACGUUGUCCACGCUGUCGUUUUCCAUUAGAGUGGGUAGCUGGUUGUGCGCAGAUCAUGUGUGUCAACUGUAAACAUAUCUUUUGUUGGUAUUGUUUAAAAUCUCUUGAUAACGAUUUUUUCUUGUUACAUUUCGAGCGAGGACCUUGUCGAAAUCGACUUGGUCAUUCUCGUGCAUCACUAUUCCUUCAUCGGUUAACAAUAGUUGGCAUCUUCAUUGGCUUAACGCUUCUCUUCCUUAUCACUAUACCAUUCCUGAUUUUAAUUGCGCCUUGCUUGUUAUGUUGCCGGUACAAACAAAUAAAGAACCGUUUGAAAAAUCUCACAAAGUUGGGACAACGUUUCCAACAACAACAAUAUACACCUACAAUGCAUCCUUCGCCGGCGUCGUCAUUAAAUCAAUUGAAUAGUUCCUCGCUGAUCGACAUCGAACAAGAAUUAAACAAAAAUCUGAAAAAUCCGUUAGUAUCAUCGUCAACAACGACGACCAAUGUUAAUAAAUCCAAGCCUGAACUCGCGUCCGUUUAA
Messenger RNA from Adineta ricciae, 1026 nucleotides. The record is from the annotation of a GenBank genome assembly. Lineage: Eukaryota; Metazoa; Rotifera; Eurotatoria; Adinetida; Adinetidae.